This is a messenger RNA of Phalaenopsis equestris, 2178 nucleotides long. RefSeq names its product pyrophosphate--fructose 6-phosphate 1-phosphotransferase subunit alpha-like. The transcript has 19 exons. Gene Ontology annotation, cellular component: cytosol. The record is from RefSeq and is a predicted model, not a curated record. Gene Ontology annotation, biological process: response to glucose; glycolytic process; photosynthesis. Lineage: Eukaryota; Viridiplantae; Streptophyta; Magnoliopsida; Asparagales; Orchidaceae. Gene Ontology annotation, molecular function: ATP binding; diphosphate-fructose-6-phosphate 1-phosphotransferase activity; 6-phosphofructokinase activity. Bases 67 to 1914 code for a protein of 615 amino acids.
ACAAAAUCAGAAUAUUCUAUUUAUUUUCUGGACCGUGUAGACGACGGAGCAACACACAGAAGAGAGAUGGAUUCAGAUUACGGUGUUCCUCGCGAGCUCUCGGUUCUGCAGAAGCAGCGAACUCUUUAUCAGCCGGAGAUCCCUCCCUGUCUCGAGGGCACUACUGUGAGGGUUGAAUUUGGCGGUGGAACAACUGGAGUAGAUCCAGCGGGUGCGCAUGUCAUCAGCCAAGCUUUCCCACACACCUAUGGUCAGCCUUUAGCUCAUUUUCUGAGAGCAACAUCCAAGGUUUCACGUGCUCAGAUCAUAACCGAGCAUCCAUUCAAAAGAGUGGGCGUUGUGUUUAGUGGAAGGCAGUCUCCAGGCGGACAUAAUGUCAUUUGGGGUCUUUACAAUGCUCUGAAGAUUCACAAUACCAAAAAUGUUUUGCUUGGGUUCGUUGGUGGGACUGAAGGCUUGUUUGCACAGAAAACCUUGGAGAUCACAGAUGAAGUUCUUUCCUCAUACAAGAAUCAAGGUGGUUUUGAUUUGCUUGGACGCACCGUCGAUCAAAUCCGAACUAUCGAGCAGGUUAAUGCAGCGAAGGCUGCCUGUGAUGCCCUGAAAUUGGACGGUCUUGCCAUAAUUGGAGGAGUUACAUCUAACACAGAUGCUGCACAGCUUGCUGAGACUUUUGCAGUGUCAAAAUGUCCAACAAAGGUGGUUGGUGUUCCAGUAACACUGAAUGGGGACCUUAGAAACCAGUUUGUUGAGGCAAAUGUCGGGUUUGACACUAUAUGUAAGGUUAACUCACAACUCAUAAGCAACGUCUGUACUGAUGCUUUAUCAGCUGAAAAGUACUAUUAUUUUAUUCGCCUGAUGGGCCGCAAAGCUUCUCAUGUAGCUCUAGAAUGUGCUCUCCAAUCACAUCCAAACAUGGUUCUUCUUGGUGAGGAGGUAACUGCCUCAAAACUUACUCUUUUUGAUAUUACAAAGCAGAUCUCGGAUGCUGUUCAAGCCAGGGCAGAUCAAGGGAAGUUCCAUGGGGUGCUUCUUAUCCCAGAGGGUUUGGUAGAGAGUAUUCCCGAACUGUAUGCUCUCCUGCAGGAAAUUCAUGGUCUUCAUGGCCAAGGUAUUUCGGCUGAGCAUAUCUCCACCCAUCUUUCUCCUUGGGCAUCUGCAUUAUUCCAAUUUUUGCCACCAUUCAUCAGGAAACAGUUGCUUCUCCACCCUGAAUCAGAUGACUCAGCACAGUUGUCUCAGAUUGAAACAGAAAAACUUCUGGCUUAUUUGGUGGAGAACGAACUGAACAAGCGAACGAAAGAAGGAAAAUAUAAAGGGAAGAAAUUUAAUGCAAUCUGUCACUUCUUUGGCUAUCAAGCUCGGGGCUCUUUACCUUCAAAAUUUGACUGUGACUAUGCCUACGUUCUUGGGCACAUCUGUUACCAUAUUCUUGCAGCUGGUCUUAAUGGCUACCUUGCUACCGUUACAAACCUGAAAAGCCCCGUGAAUAAGUGGAAAUGUGGUGCUGCACCAAUUACAGCAAUGAUGACCGUAAAGAGAUGGUCUCGGGGACCUGGUAUAAGUGCAAUAGGGAAACCUGCUGUCCAUCCUGCUUCCGUUGACUUGAAAGGAAAAGCAUACGAGCUGAUGAGACGCAACGCCGCUAGAUUUUUAGUGGAUGAUCUGUACAGAAACCCUGGACCACUUCAAUUCGAGGGAGAUGGUGGUGAUUCCAAGACAUUUACAUUAUCUGUGGAAGAUCUGGAUUACAUGGGACGGAUUAAGUUACUACAGGAAUAUCUGGAUAAGGUGAAAGACAUGGUGAAGCCUGGAUGUUCCCAGGAAGUUUUGAAGGCAGCUCUAAGUGCCAUGGCUUCUGUAACUGAUGUCCUUUCUGUGAUGUCAUAUUCGAAUUCUCAGGGGCUCCAGUGACUCGCCUCGGCUAAUAACCCACCUCCCUCCCACCUGUAAAAUUGUUUCAAGCGCCUGUUUCGUAAUUUUCAAAGACCUAGUUUCAGUUUUGGUUUGCUCUUUUAUUUUCUUUUUUAUUUAUCAGAAAUUUGUGCAGCGGAUUUUAAACAAUAAGUAUUUGAUUGUCCAUUCGAGUGCUCUUAUGUAAAUAAUGAGAUGACAACUUUGCCUUUAUGGUCUAUUUGUUCUGUGCAAAAGAUGAUCUAUUGAUUGUGCUGUUUUGGA